This is a messenger RNA of Coniophora puteana RWD-64-598 SS2, 2227 nucleotides long. Its product is annotated as rab geranylgeranyltransferase. The coding region runs from base 27 to 1007 and encodes 326 amino acids. NCBI's taxonomy places the organism in Eukaryota, Fungi, Basidiomycota, Agaricomycetes, Boletales, Coniophoraceae. Gene Ontology annotation, molecular function: Rab geranylgeranyltransferase activity. The record is from RefSeq and is a predicted model, not a curated record. Gene Ontology annotation, biological process: protein geranylgeranylation. Gene Ontology annotation, cellular component: Rab-protein geranylgeranyltransferase complex. The transcript has 8 exons.
ACCACACGCCGGACAAAGCAACGCCCAUGGCGGAGUCACGACUGCUCACCGACAAGCACGUACAGUACAUUCAAACCCUUGGAAAUAGCAAAGAUGACUUGUCCUAUCAUAUGACUGCCCACCUCCGCAUGAACGCCAUCUACUGGGGCCUCACUGCUCUCUGCACCAUGGGUCACAAGGACGCACUCGACAGAGUAGAGAUGAUCAACUAUGUCAUGAGCUGCUGGGAUGACGAAGCAGGGGCCUUUGGUGCGCACCCGGACCACGAUGCCCACAUCCUCUCGACGCUCAGUGCCAUCCAGAUCCUGGUCACUCACGAGGCACUUGACCGGGUCGAUGUCAAUCGGGUCACGAAAUUCAUCCUGUCCUUGCAACAGCCCUCAGGCGUGUUCGCUGGUGAUACGUGGGGCGAGGUCGACACACGUUUUUCGUACAUCGCUGUGAACGCGCUGUCUCUUCUUGGUCGUCUUUCCGAGUUGGACGUCGAGAAAACCGUUUCCUACAUCCGCCAGUGCCGUAAUUAUGAUGGUGGCUUUGGGAAUACGGCUGGAGCAGAAAGUCAUUCUGGACAAGUCUUCGUAUGUGUAGCUGCCCUUGCUAUCCUGGAUAGGUUAGAUGAGAUCGAUCAGCCGUCCCUCUGCUGGUGGCUAUCCGAGCGGCAGCUUCCCAACGGAGGCUUAAAUGGUCGUCCCGAAAAACUCGAGGAUGUUUGCUAUAGCUUUUGGGUGUUAUCCGCCCUAUCGACUCUCGGAAAGCUUUCAUGGAUCGACGCUGAGAAGUUAACGGAGUUCAUUCUCUCCGCUCAGGAUACGGAAAGGGGCGGUAUAGCUGAUCGACCUGGAGACGAGUCCGACGUGUUCCACACCCAUUUCGGUAUCGCCGGUCUGUCCCUGCUCGGGUAUCCUGGAUUGGUCGACCUCGAUCCCGUAUAUUGCAUGCCUGCCCCCAUAAUCGAGAGGCUGGGCCUACGUAAAGGUUGGAAGGCGCUUCCGCGAAGAUCCCUCUAAAGGUAACAACACCUGUAGUAAUUUAUAAAGUACAACGUAAAUGAACGCUCCAACCCGUGACAUGAUAUCAAUGGACAGCUGUUUAACGCCUAGAGGUAAUGACUACUGUGCAUAUCGUGAAGAAACAAUAGCGGUGUCUGAGAGCGAUGAUGGUACUUCCGACGGCUCAUAGCUAUCAUCGUACUCAGACGCUGGCGGGUUGAUUUGCCCAGGUAGUCCUGCCUCUUUCCACGCGGCGUAUCCACCAAUGAUAUCCGUCGCGUUCAACAGCCCAAGGUCUUGUAGAGAUGCUGCGGCGAGCGACGACGUGUAACCCUCCUGGCAAUAGAUGAUAACCUUGAGGUCGUACCGAUCCGCGAUCGCGAGCCGUGCCUCGCACCGAGGGUCGAACCUCCACUCGAGCACGUUACGCUCGAUGAUGAGUGACCCAUGUAUCCCUCCCUCCCUUUCACGCUGCGCGGCCGGGCGGAUGUCGACGAGGAAAACGGGCAUGGGGAACGUGGGGUCGUGCAGUUCGUCGUAUGCCUGCUGGGGCGUGACACGCUGCAGCCGUGCGCGAGCGUCGCUCAGGAUUUGGUCGAUCGAGCGCGAUCCGGGAGGGGGUGCAAGCGGGGUGAUGGGUGCACGGACGGAUUUGGCGACAACGUCCCACAGGGCGGUUUCGUCGUAUGAGGAGGCGCCCAUGUCCCGCACGAGCGCGACCCAGAGGGUGCCCCGGUUGAUGGGGACGCUCUCGACACGUCCAAGGAACUUGGAUGAGGCGAGAAGGACGGCGCGUUGGACGUGGUCUUCGUCGCUCCCACUGAUAACCAAGGAAUUGACUGGUGGCUGCCCGUGUCCUCCUCCGGGUGUUGUUGUUGCACCUGUGGUAGCAAGCGCGAAGAGAUAAGGGGUACCUGCGAGUCGAACAUCGAUGUGGUCUGCGACGAGCUGGAGGAAGAGGUCGUCUUCUCGCUUGGAGAAGGCGAAAUAGACGGCCGCCUUGACACCAUCGAUGGUGCGUGCGCGGCUGAUUGCCCGGUUGGCGAUACCAUAGGCGACCUCGUUCCGUACGUCCUCCAGCGUGCGCGUUCCUCCUGGGCUGCUGAUGGAAACACUGCCUCCAAUGGAGGGCUGGCGGCGGUCGAGGGACGUCGUCAGGGUAGGUGUCUGCAUUUGAGAGGAAGCUGAGGGUGCAUGUUUUCUGGCUGUGAACACGCAAAGGUGUAAACAGGGGGAGU